AUGUUCUCCCGAUUCUUCAAGUCCAAAUGCUAUAAGAAAAGCAAAUCAUGCCUGAAUACUAUAAAGGUGAAGGUAGAGAUUAUACAGAGGAAGAGGAAUGCAGUUCAGAAAUUUCUCAAGAACGAUAUCGCAGAAUUGCUGAGACGUGGCCACGAUUACAGUGCUUAUCAAAGGGCUGCUGGGCUUCUGAUGGAGUAUAACAAGUCGUUAUGUUAUGAACUGAUUGAUAAGUACAGUGGCUGCGUUUUAAAUUAUCUUGACGACCUAAACAAGCAGAGGGAUUGCCCAGAUGAAUGCAAGGAAGCUGUACAGACAUUGAUAUAUGCUGCAGCAAGAUUUGCUGAUCUCCCUGAACUACGUGAGCUCAGAGCCCUCCUAACUCAGAAACAUGGCAAUUCUUUCCAACCCUACUUAAGUCAAGAGUUUGUAUCAAAGUGGAGGCAGGACCUGCCUGCAAGAGAAACCACCAUUCAGUUACUGCAUGACAUAGCUGGAGAGUUUUCUCUCCAGUGGGAUAGCAACGCUUUGAUUCAGCAAAUUUAUAGAUCACCUUCGUCAUGUGAAGAGAAGAGUAAAGAUGAAGAAGAAAAGAGCAACGAAGGAGAAGGAAGCAGGAAGGAUGUGAUCAGUAUUUAUGACAGUGGUGGCGAUGAUGAAGAUGAAUCAAGGAGCAUGCGCAGUAGCAUGUGGUCGCAAGAUAGCAAGAAGGCUUCAAGUUCAUCAUCAUCAAGUUCCAGUUCAUUGCCAAGUAUUUCUGAGGACGAUGACGAGGCACAAAACAAUAAGAAACCAUUUUCCAGCGGACUCGUUCCUCCCCCUUAUUCCCUCGUACCAAAACCUAAUAAUGACCAAGUUGAUGAAGAGAAGCCUAAGCCUACGCCUAAGCCAAAGGGCAUAUCAGUUAGAACCAUACGGUCUGGACCUCCGGCAAGGCAUGUUCAUCCUAAGCUUCCAGAGUUCGAUAACUUGACCACCCAACUAGCUUCCAUCAGACAAUCAUAAAACAAACAUCUUAGCUUUUAUAUAUAUAUGAAAUGAUGAUUUAAUUUCUUUAUUAAUGAAUAUUAUUGCUUGCGUCAUAAAACUAGCUAAGUUAUCACGUAUGUUUAUUUGGUUCAUUUUUAUCCUGUCUCUGAAGCUUGGGCCUUAGGAUCUGCUUCGGUUAUACCCUCGCUAGCUAGUUGUAAAUACCAUAUGACUUCAAGGAUACAU
Molecule: messenger RNA, 1212 nt
Organism: Neltuma alba
Lineage: Eukaryota; Viridiplantae; Streptophyta; Magnoliopsida; Fabales; Fabaceae
Product: vacuolar protein sorting-associated protein IST1-like
Exons: 6
Coding region: 1-1002 (333 amino acids)
Biological process (GO): protein transport
Source: RefSeq, a predicted model, not a curated record